Messenger RNA from Mesorhabditis belari, 300 nucleotides. The record is from the annotation of a GenBank genome assembly. NCBI's taxonomy places the organism in Eukaryota, Metazoa, Nematoda, Chromadorea, Rhabditida, Rhabditidae.
AUGAUCAAGGACACGAAAAGCAGCAAUGGCACAUUUGUGAACAAUGAGAGGCUCGCGCAAACCGGGGAGGAUUCAGUGCCGCAACAGAGCAACACCGGCGACAUCAUUCAGUUUGGCGUGAAAAUUGUGGAGAACACGAACAAGAUCUCACUUGGAUGCAUUUUGGCGAUGGUUCGACUUUUUGACGAAAAUGGGGAAGAAAUGGAAAGCCAAGCAAACACCCUGAAACCAUGGUCCGCCAAUCAAAGCUUCGUUGGAUCGCUUGUCACCGGCCAGCAACCCACUGUUUCUGUACUGUUU